AUGAAUUCAAAAGGCUUCGGAGUUCGAUUCUUUAUGACGGCUCUGGGAACGGGAACCAAUCUUCUGUGGUCGCGUGUUGACGAUGAUUUCCGUAAGAUUGAUCCUUAUCAUCAGCUCCUUCGCGGCAACGCCAAGCCUCAGAAGUCCCAUCUUAGCUCCCGUGCAUAUGAGUCCCUAUUCAGCCCUCAUUCCUUCCAUAGGAAGAAAACAUUAUCUCGUCUCUUGGAUUUCAUUCUGUUCGAUCCUCUCAGAGUUUCUACCGACAACCCUAGCAAAUAUACCAUACGAUCUCGUCAUGGUGUCAAGAGUCUUCCCAAAAAGCCUUGUACAAUUGCAGCAAGGCUAGAGUAUCUAGACCCAACUGGCGAGGUGGACGAUUCGAACUUAUUGAGAAUUCUUGAUGGACUAGCUUCACUCGAAAGAGAGGAGAGAGACGCACGGAUCAUUUCAAGGGUUAAACUAUACAGUAUGGGUAUUGGCGAAGAUGGGAAAUUAAGAAUUGAUGAAGAUGAGAGAACUGUGGGUAAAUAG
Messenger RNA from Botrytis sinoallii, 531 nucleotides. RefSeq lists its product as uncharacterized. The record is from RefSeq and is a predicted model, not a curated record. Bases 1 to 531 code for a protein of 176 amino acids. NCBI's taxonomy places the organism in Eukaryota, Fungi, Ascomycota, Leotiomycetes, Helotiales, Sclerotiniaceae. The transcript has 3 exons.